CAGCAUGACGACGUUCGGUGCAAGGAGGGUAACGGUGACCCAGGGGCGGCAGUGCGGGUUCAGGGGGCGGCGAGGGCGGGUGCCUCCGUUGGAACUACCCCUUGACAACAGCCCGCAGACAUUCUCACCUCCGGCCGAUUUUACGUCGCGUAAUUUUCCAUUCUACUCGACAAUCGAACGUCCGUCGAUCGCGGUGAUUCUUCCUCGGUAUCCUGGAACAAGGAUCACGCGGCUUAUUCAGUGCCCUGAAGCGACGGAACGAGGCCGGAACUUUCGUCUGCUCGCUGAGGAAGAGCUAUUUCAACUCUUGGAUUUCCUUACUGGCUACUUGCCCGAAUCCUUAAAGUUCCAUCAAACUUUGUUGACCUACAUACAAGACAGAGUAUGGGACUUUAAUUUCUACGUAGCUAAUAACUGGCCCGACGACGCGAUCUGCUUACACUUCCCCGGAAUGACGUUAUCGCCACACGGUUUGAUGUUCGAGAGUGUAGGCGUGUUUUGUCCCAACGAUCGGCUGGAACUGCUCACGUUGCUGAGGAACGAAGACAUUUUGAUCGACUGGUCGAAGCCAUUGUACAUCAAUUUCAUACAUUACGAUAUAGCCGAAGAGUUAAUGCGCCUUUACGAAGGUACUGGGACUAUAGAGAGGGUAGUGGGAGAUGUCUUCAUGUGCGAGGAUCCUCAGAAUGAGAGCGUCGAAGAGCCGAACGAGGACGCAGACCCUGACAUACAAGUUCGGCCGUUGAAAGCAGAACACGCCGAAGGGAUUUAUGAACUGUAUCCUGCUAACGAUAUGGAGUGUCAUGAGGUCUUUUUGCGGCUGAUCAGUACCCUGCCAGCGGCGGGAGUGUUCGCGAAGGAAAGCCUGGCAGCGUGGAUGGUUCAGUCUUAUUACGGGGCGAUGUUCUCCAUGCAGACGAAGCCAGAAUACAGAAGGAAGGGCUACGGUACAAAAUUGGCAAGGUAUUUGACGAAGAGAGUCGCCGAGAGAGGAUAUCAACCGUUCGUCGUCAUACGUCCCGAGAACGAAGCCAGCCAGAGUUUAUACAAAAAGUUGGGCUUCAGGAAGCUGUACCAAACCGUGCGAAUGACAUUCAUGCCGUCAACGUGGCAAGACGAAGAAACGAAGAUGAGCCAAGUAUUACGAGAGAACUUGGAGAACGCUGUUAGACAGCUAACCAUCGAGCAGAAGAUCGUGGACGCAUUUAGAAACGAAGAUGCGAUCACUAUUACUCAUGAGCCUGAGGUACGAUCCGAGGAGGAUGAAAAUCCUUCGCAGGAGCAGACUGAAGGAAGAAUAGAAAUGACCGAACUUCGAAACGAAGAAGAAACUACCGAAGAACAAUCUGCCGAGAAUCCUGAAGAAACGGCGAACGAUAGCAAUCAAGAUGACGGGGUAACAGACGCUGAGUACGCGGAAUAAUUGACAACUUACAUGUUCGAUUAUUCGAUAAAAGGUCCAUGAUUUACGUCGACUUGUUCACUCGAGGAUACGCUCUUCCUUUCAAGGUUCCGACAAAAGAAUUGAGAUUGAUCGAUCAUGAGGGAACUGUAUGUAGCAAAUGUUGCCAGCCGAAAAAAAUUUCACUUUAUAUUUACAAAAAGCUGACUUGAAACGCACCACGAAUAAGCCACGGUUUUUUAAAAAAUGAUUCCCAAAGCUUUUGCAAACAGACUGAAUCAAAGCGACAACAACUGAAAGUAUUAGUUGCGAUAGUUAUAUGAUUUUAGAUUAUUCGUUUGAUAAUAUGGCCCUAAAACGGCAGUCCUUUGUGAGGGAGAGCUCUCGAGCGACGCGAACGACACUAGGGGAAAAAGAGAGAUGAAAUUAUUUUAAGAAAUUUAACAAAUUUUACGGCACCGCGUUCGUGCGAGGCUUCAAUUCGCGUACGAAGAUACGAAGUACAUAGAUAAAAGAUCUACGUACGGGUUCCUCAUAUCAGACUGCUUGAAGUAUGUCGUGAAGAUCUCAGGAAACAGUUAGAUGUAUUCUUUGAAUCGCCAAGUUUAGAUUCUUUCAAAGUCUAUCUGUACCUGUUGUAUUUGGUGGAUUCGUUGUUCCCAAUGGUUAACGUUAAAUGUGUAAGGAUCGUAUAUCUACGUGAAAUAUAUAUUUGGAAAUAUAACCUGAAAAAUUAGUCUCUCGUUCGAUCGUGUUUUCAGACUGAUCGUUGUAACCGAUGAUGCAUAUUUGUGUCCUUGACGGAAUAAUACUUACGUGUUCUUAUCGGGUAGCGUGCAAGUUCGAUGAUUGCUUGUUGAAUUAAAUAUUUGACGAGUAGAAAGUUGAAAGCGACUGACGAGCAGCGAGAAACACGAAGAAUCUAAUAUCCUCUAGCGACCAAAAACCAUGAUAGACUUUGAAUUGCAAAGCCCACGUGUCUAAACGAAUCCUAUAAUAAAUGAAAAAAGAAAGAAAAAAAA
Heterotrigona itama is the source of this 2424-nucleotide messenger RNA. NCBI's taxonomy places the organism in Eukaryota, Metazoa, Arthropoda, Insecta, Hymenoptera, Apidae. The record is from the annotation of a GenBank genome assembly.